AUGGAAAGAAAACGUCUCAGAAAAGAGCUUGAGAAACUUCUUGGUGACUACGUCAGCACUACUCUUCGAGAAAAGGAAUUUGACCCAAAAGGCAAGAAGGAAUCCUCAUGCCUGGAUGACCUGGCCCAUUAUGAUCUGGCUAUUGGUGUUGCACUGCAAUGGCUUAGUUCUUCCAGUAACAAGGAGGCACUUAAAAAAGAAAGAAUCAAGCUAGCAUUAAAUCAACAUAAAUACCCUAACCGGAUGGAAAGAGAAGCUAUGAUUCUGUCUUCUUUUGCAGGAAUGCUAAUGCAUAGCUUGCCAGUGGAGGAUGUCUUUGAAAUAUAUGGAAGCAAGCCUUCAACAACACACCUGCAUAGUUCUGCCAAGGGUCACUGGAUUCAGCCCUUCAAUCUCUCAUUACAUCCAUUUGCCAUGCUGACAGCACCUCAAGCAGCAAGACAUGCUUUGAAGCAUUGUACCAGAUUUUGCAAGUAUCUAGAUAGAAAUGAAAAUGGUGCAACUGAAGAUCAAAACUCAAAAGUUCUAGCUACAGAUCAUGAGGAAUCUGGUUCUGAAAGACAAGAAACAUCAACUAUCGCUGAGACUGAAGAAGACACAACAGCAAAAACUGAAAGUGAAAUAAAUCCAUAA
This is a messenger RNA of Staurois parvus, 633 nucleotides long. The record is from the annotation of a GenBank genome assembly. Lineage: Eukaryota; Metazoa; Chordata; Amphibia; Anura; Ranidae.